Messenger RNA from Lingula anatina, 2417 nucleotides. RefSeq lists its product as uncharacterized. Lineage: Eukaryota; Metazoa; Brachiopoda; Lingulata; Lingulida; Lingulidae. The record is from RefSeq and is a predicted model, not a curated record.
AAACAACCAACCAUCAACUUGGACAGUGGACUUACUGUUCAUCGAGAAAAAUGAAUGUCAGAUACCCAGUACGAGGCAUUCAUAAUGAAAAUGUCGGAACAUGGUACAGAAAAUAAUUUUAUCCUGUAGAAUUUUAUCCGAGAAACAUGAAAAGGAAACAUACAACAAGAUUAACAUGUGGCAGAUAAAGACAAGUGGCUUUCUGUAGUCGCACCAGUAAGUAAACAAAGAUGAAAACCUAGACAAGAUAGACACUAAAUGUUGUGCAAGGGUUUUGGAUAAUCCUGGGGUUACGAAACUACCAUCGUUCGUUCCUAGGCUUCUAGAUACAUGUAUAUUCACGUGAAAGACAAAACAGAGAUUAGGUUUCUACUGGCGAGGUUUUGUGGUGCUUCUGGCUAUGUUCUAUGGAUAAAGACGCCACCACAAGAGAACAAACACUAAAUGAAUACGUCACAGGUCAUUUCUGUCAAAAUCCUUCAGUACGCAUAUUUUUUUAACAAUUCGUUUUCACUUCUCGGAGACUUGUUUGAGGGACGAAACUGGAAAAUGUAAUUGGAAUAAGACCACUUGUGAUGACGGCAUUGAGGCCUUGAAACUAACAUGUAUGCUAUUAAUAUCUAGCCCUAAUGAAUGUGAGUCGCUUAUUAGGGUCAAAACAGCGAUGCUACGCCACAUUCGCCCCACAGCUGUACAUCUAAUAGGGGAUGUACGUAUUCCGCAGAAAAAUUGUAAAGUCUGCGGCAAACUUGUUGUAGUUUUCACUGAUGCCGAAAAUGAAAAAAACUGCACUUCAAGGCCUGCUCGGUGUGGUCGUUGUAUUAAGUCUCAUGAGAGUGAGAGCGCGACCAGGGACGGGGAAAGUGGGGGUUCAUGUGGGGAAAAAAGAGAUUUCUGUCCCGAUGAUCUGACGUCCAAAACGAUCAUCGCUGUAAAUGGGUCACUCUUGAAGUGCCCUCCUCCACGCAGUCGCAAGCAUUCUUAUGCAGAUUGUCAUCCUGAACAAAUUCAAAAACAGAGUUCGCUACAAUUUAUAAAACCGUCUACAAAGGAGGUUCAUAGUAAUAUUAACGUGAGUUUUGCGUGGCCAGCUUUAAACAGUAAUACUUCAUUAGCACAAGACGCUGCGAAUAAUAUUAUAGAUGAGGUCACGGUAAUAAAGGAAGAGGUUAAUAUCUACCCUGAGGUAUUAAAUGCAACGUUCGAAAAGGCAGACAGCGAAAUACACGCAAACAUUGAAGAAAACGACAUAAAGAUUUUUACUUGUCAAAACUGCCAGGAAAAGUUUGCAAGAGAACAGGAUUAUAAAUUGCACCAGAGAGUGCACAGCGGAAAGAGCCACCCCCACGAGUGCCAAUUUUGCAACAGACUUUUUGUGAAAAAAUCCGGUCUUCAGAAUCACGAAAGUACCCACACUGGGAAAAGACCUUAUGUGUGCGGAUAUUGUAACAAACGCUUUGCUGUCAAUAAGUAUCGUCAAGUCCACGAGAGAACGCACACGGGUGAAGAUUCGUUCUCGUGUAAGUCAUGUGAUAAAGUGUUUCCUAGGAGACAGGAGAUGUUAGUGCACAUGCGCAGCCACACGGGACAGAGACCGUAUAAGUGCACGUACUGCGAGAAACGUUUUAUUCAGAACUCGCACAUAAGGCGGCAUAUAAGAACCGUCCACGGUGGACUAACUGGGCACGUAGACGUAUACAAGUGCGAGGUAUGUGUUAGGGAGUUUAAACAAAAGGCACAUUUGAAGCGGCACAUGUCCGUCCAUAAUGGUGAAAGGACACACUCCUGUCAAUUUUGUGAGAAAUCGUUUGCUUUGAAGCACCAGUUGGCCCGCCACGAGAGCAUUCAUACCAAUUACAGGCCGCACGCGUGUAAGCAUUGUAAUAAGACGUUUAUCACCAAAGACGCGCUUAAAAAUCACGAGAAUAUUCACUUGGAAGUCCCGCCGUUUGCAUGUAGCUUUUGUGGAAAGACUUUUUCAAGUAAUAAUAAUCUCAUUAUCCAUGAGCGCAUUCAUAAAGGGGACAGACCUUAUAAAUGUAGAUUUUGUGACAUGGCAUUUGUCCAGUUGAGCGCACGUAAAACCCACCAGAGAAUACAUACGGUGGACAAACCUUGUAAAUGACUGCGAAAAAACGUCCAGUUACCGAAGAUCAGGAAAUCGUGAUGAAUUUCGACACAAUGUGAUCAAAAAAGCAUAAUAAAUGAUGGCAUAUUUAGUGCGAGCCUCUGAGAACCAAAACACGCGUGCAAAUGCUCCAAGAAAAAUAUAAUUUUACUACAUUAGAUAAGAGUACAAUCACUUAAGACAGGUCCAUAGCCAACAAUUUCAAGGAUGGCGGUCUUUUUCCUGAAAAAAAUGGACCCUUUACCAUGAAACCAUCUUAAUCAAUUUUCUACCCAGAGCAGACCUUUUC